Molecule: messenger RNA, 678 nt
Organism: Acanthosepion pharaonis
Lineage: Eukaryota; Metazoa; Mollusca; Cephalopoda; Sepiida; Sepiidae
Source: the annotation of a GenBank genome assembly
AUGUUGGAUCACUUAUUAGUUCUACAGAGACCAGAGUUAUCGCUUUUGGUUCAAUCAUAUAAUUCACGUGAAAAUUUGAUAUUAGUGAUAUCUAUCUAUCUAUCUAUCUAUCUAUCUAUCUAUCUAUCUAAUUCUGUUAUUAUCUAUACCUCUCGAUUUUUUGAUGUUAUAUCUAUCUAUCUAUCUAUCUAUCUAUCUAUCUAUGUCAUUUUAUUAUCUAUCUAUUUCAUAUAUACAGGUUUCUAUCUCAAAAUCCUUUUUUCAUUUGACUAUAUCAACUUGUUUUUCUUCUUCCUUUCUGUUUCUUUUUUUUCCUCCUGUUUUUUUUUCUUUUACUCUUUGUCUUUUACAUCCUGUACUUUAGAAAACUGCUUAUCAUCCUUCUUCUUUCUCAUUUUCUUCUUUCAUCCUUCUCUUCUUCAUCAUCCUCUUCUUUCUUCUUCUUCUUCUUCUUUGUCCACUUCCUCCUCGCCCUCUUCUUCGUCGUCUUCCUCUUUUUCUUCGUCCUCUUCUUCUUCUUCUUCUUCUUCUUCUUCUUCUCUCGAAUUUUUCUCCAAACUUUUCUUUGACUUCCUUGUCUGCUCCUUAUUUUCCAUAACCCUUUUUUUGUCCUGUGAGCUACCUGAUCUCUCCUACCAUCGUUCCAAUCCACCUCUUGUAUCUCGCGUCAGUAGUUGA